UCAGAAGCGCCCCGGAGUGGCAGCUGGGCGGGCGAGCGCGGUGGGAAGCCGCUAUCGUUGCAGUAUGGCGGACGAUGGGGACGGUAGGAGUGCAGCGGCGGACACUAGCGGCGGGCAGGGCACGACGGAGGAGUUGGAUCCGGGGGCCGGUCUCGGUAUAAGCGGCAUGCUGCUCGAUCUCAGCGUUCUGGUGCUCCUGCUGGCCGCGUGUUACGUGGUUUACGCGCGGUGGUGGCGGAGGGCGGGCGCGGACGCGGGCCGGGGCAGCGAGGCCUCGCCGCUUCCCAAGAUGAGGAGACGCGACUUCACCCUGCAGCAGCUGCGCGAGUACGACGGCGUGCAGAACCCGCGCAUCCUCAUGGCAGUCAAUACAAAGAUCUUCGACGUGACCAGCGGCAAAAAGUUUUACGGACGCGAGGGCCCCUACGGGAUCUUUGCGGGACGUGAUGCUUCUCGGGGUUUGGCAACAUUCUGCCUGGAGAAGGAUGCAUUACGAGACGAGUACGAUGAUCUUUCAGACCUGAAUGCUGUACAGAUGGAAAGCGUUCGAGAAUGGGAGAUGCAGUUCAUGGAGAAAUAUGACUACGUUGGCCGUUUGUUGAAGCCAGGAGAUGAGCCGUCUGAGUACACAGAUGAAGAGGACAUGAAGGAUCAUCAAAAACACGAAUGAUCUGCUGAAGCAUCCACAGCAGCUGAAGCCCAGGACUGAGAAGGCCACCAUCCAGAAUAGUUAAACCCCAGCAAGAAAACCCCUCAGAAUCUGCCCUUUACCUCGAUCGUACCAUGUUCCCACUACUGCUCCACCACAGAGAUAAACGCAUCUGUCUGAAAGCCCCCUGCUGUUCUGACUGUUCUUCUACCAAAAAAGACCAAUAGCCUGUCAGAGUUUCCUGUACUCUUCUUGUCUGUUCUUGAUACCUUCUCUUUAAUCCAGCUCCUUGACCCUCAGUCUUCCUGUCCCACCUAAACACUCAAUUUAUACCAUCAAACACUAUACCAUAAACCACCAGGCCUACACCCUAAAUGGUCAGUCAUACAGUCUAAACCCCUAAACCUUCCGUCGUUUACCCUACAGUCCAAUGGAAAGUGGAGCGCACCUGAGGCUUUUAUAGCAUCCUGCACAUUUGCGCGUUCAGACUUGGACUGACAAUGUGAAGAGAUGAAUAAAAAGGAGAAAGGAGGAAACACUGAAUACACAUACAUUUUUAUUCACUUAAAUUUCCUUUGUGGACUUCACCGUUCAUGACCUCAAAGGUCACGUACAUCGAGCGGGGCAGAUGCCUGGAGUUCAGUACACAACAGGUUAAAAAUCGCAACUGGGGUCUCUCUUAAUUAUUUUUGUUUCCAUUUAAGUUAGUUUUGUUGUUGUGUGUGUAAUUAUUGUACCACAACACACGUCUCAAACACUUCUCAAGCAUUUAAAUCUCAUGCUUAUUCGUCGACUGUGAGAAUGUUGUCGUUUUAAAUCAAAGUAAAUGUAGAGUGGAUAUGGUAACCAAUCCAAAAGCCAGAUUGUCUGCCUUCAGCCAAUCAAUCCAAAGCUUGGGAGGGUCUGGGGUGGGUGGGUGCUCUUAGCAAUUUUUGUAUUGUAUGCACCACUAGUGUGUAGCGAUUUUUGUCACAAUGCGAUUGUAAAACAUUCGGGAUGGGAAAUGUUUGUGGGGGGAGGGUAUCCGUUAGCAUUCUCGCCAUAAAACUGUCGUUUUAUUUGUACUAUGUAAAUCUGAACAGCUGGUUGGGAUGCAAAGGGAAGAUCAGUAUGGUAGUUUAAUUGGAUCAACUUGUCUACUCAUUGGUCAACAGAACUCUCCCUUCCCCUGUUAAUGAAACCGUCAGCGUAGUUAUUGUGCCUUAUUUCCAUUUAAUUUACUACAGAACAGUCGAGAGAUGUAGAAGGAGACAGGUAUGAGAAAACGCAAAGAUAAAACAUGUUCUGCUCUGCCCUUUCCACAAUACAUACUCUUAGGAGGUUUUUCGAAAGCCAAGGCAUCUUUCCCCUCCAUUUCCUCACAGUUCGUACGACGAGGUGUGCUCGCGUCUGUGAGCGAAUCCGACACGAGAGGCUCGACCACCAUUAUCGUGACCUUGUACAUAGACUUUAUGAGCUAUUUCAGUGUUACUGCCAUAUCUGCGCUGUUAUUAAACCCCACGCACUGCUGUGUUGUACUGGCCAAAAGAUCCAUUGCUCUUUCUCUGUUUCCAUCUCUUUUUCCCCUCUUUUUUUUUUGUUUUGUUUUUUUCUGCUGAAUUUAUUUUUAAUUGUGGGUAAUUUUCAAAUCCACCCUUAAGUGUUAUAUUUUGUUUUUCUUCUGGAGAGGGGAACUAUGAGUUUGGAAGAAUACUUUGUCUUUGCUGAGGGGAGGGGGAUGAGGCACAAUUCAAAAAUUGUGGAUUCUGUAAAUAUGUGUAUCAUUUUAUUAAAGCAUGUGCAGCAAACAGUGAGGUAAUGCUGGCUCUCACGUCAUGUAUUUAAAUGGAGUUUGCAAGGAUGUGUGUGCGUGUGCACUCGGGGGGGAGGAUGAGAACGUGUUGUUGCAGAAAUAAAUGCAUUUGGUUAAUAACUACUGUUAUCCUCUCU
Messenger RNA from Sinocyclocheilus rhinocerous, 2578 nucleotides. RefSeq names its product progesterone receptor membrane component 2 (gene pgrmc2). Bases 65 to 670 code for a protein of 201 amino acids. Gene Ontology annotation, cellular component: endomembrane system; endoplasmic reticulum; membrane. The record is from RefSeq and is a predicted model, not a curated record. NCBI's taxonomy places the organism in Eukaryota, Metazoa, Chordata, Actinopteri, Cypriniformes, Cyprinidae. The transcript is spliced from 3 exons.